This is a messenger RNA of Ilex paraguariensis (yerba mate), 198 nucleotides long. Lineage: Eukaryota; Viridiplantae; Streptophyta; Magnoliopsida; Aquifoliales; Aquifoliaceae. The record is from the annotation of a GenBank genome assembly.
AUGUUCCACACGAACAUGGAUCCUCUUCUUGAAGAUCCUAUUUGCAGCCUGCUUUUUGACUUCGACGGCUAUGUCGCGCUUGGUGACUUUCUAGACACGACCAGUGCGGCCAUGGUAGAACUUGUGGGGUAUAUUCUUGUGGGCCAUGGUAGAACUUGUGACGUUUUAGACGUAGUCGACGAUUCGGUAGAUCUUAAG